CCAAGCCCUGUUUUUAUGACACGGAAGCAGCAGUGAAAACCCUAACGUUGUCCACUUUAGACUACGUGCGUGUGCUCUACGCUCAUCUCGUCGCAAUCCAAGCACACGCCCUCCCUCUCUCUCUCUCUCCAAUUUCCGUCGUCCGUCGCUCUUUGAUUCCGGCCGGGGACAGGUGUUCAGAGGAGAGGAAUGGCGGAUCGCUUGACGCGUAUUGCGAUUGUCAGCUCCGACCGGUGCAAGCCCAAGAAGUGCCGCCAAGAGUGCAAGAAGAGCUGCCCUGUUGUUAAAACUGGGAAGCUAUGUAUUGAGGUUACUCCUGCUUCUAAGAUUGCUUUCAUCUCUGAGGAGUUGUGCAUUGGUUGUGGUAUCUGUGUGAAGAAAUGCCCAUUUGAAGCAAUUCAAAUUAUCAACUUACCAAGAGAUUUGGAUAAAGAUACAACCCAUCGAUAUGGUCCCAAUACUUUCAAAUUACACAGGUUGCCAGUUCCAAGGCCUGGGCAAGUUCUUGGUCUGGUUGGAACCAAUGGUAUUGGGAAGUCAACUGCCCUUAAAGUUCUGGCUGGCAAACUCAAGCCAAACUUGGGCCGCUUCAAUAACCCUCCAGAUUGGCAGGAAAUCUUGACCUAUUUUCGAGGAUCUGAGUUGCAGAAUUAUUUUACUCGCAUCUUGGAAGAUAAUCUGAAGGCCAUCAUCAAGCCACAGUAUGUUGAUCAUAUUCCAAAGGCAGUUCAAGGGAAUGUGGGGCAGGUGCUUGACCAAAAAGAUGAGAGAGAGAUGAAGGCAGAACUCUGUGUUGAUCUUGAACUGAACCAAGUCAUAGACCGUAAUGUUGGGGAUUUAUCUGGUGGUGAGCUCCAGAGAUUUGCUAUUGCUGUUGUUGCCAUACAGAAUGCAGAGAUAUAUAUGUUUGAUGAACCUUCGAGUUAUCUUGAUGUGAAACAAAGACUAAAAGCAGCACAAGUUGUUCGAUCUCUUCUCAGGCCUAAUAGCUAUGUCAUUGUCGUCGAGCAUGAUCUUAGUGUCCUGGAUUACUUAUCGGACUUCAUUUGCUGCUUGUAUGGAAAACCGGGUGCAUAUGGAGUUGUAACCCUUCCCUUUUCUGUAAGAGAAGGAAUCAAUAUCUUCUUGGCUGGAUUUGUCCCUACAGAAAAUCUAAGGUUCCGAGAUGAAUCUUUAACCUUCAAGGUUGCAGAGACCCCACAGGAAAGUGCUGAGGAAAUUGAAACCUAUGCACGAUACAAAUACCCAACCAUGACAAAAACUCAGGGCAACUUUAAACUUAAAGUGAUUGAGGGCGAAUUUACUGAUUCUCAGAUUAUUGUAAUGCUGGGGGAGAAUGGUACAGGGAAGACCACAUUCAUCCGUAUGCUGGCUGGUUUGUUGAAAUCUGAUAGCAUCGAAGGUUCUGAUGUGGAGAUACCCGAAUUUAAUGUUUCAUACAAGCCCCAGAAGAUCAGUCCCAAAUUUCAAUCUACAGUCAGGCACUUGCUACAUCAAAAGAUACGUGAUUCAUACAUGCAUCCUCAGUUUGUUUCAGAUGUGAUGAAGCCUCUUCUCAUUGAACAAUUGAUGGAUCAGGAAGUGGUUAAUCUUUCUGGAGGAGAGUUGCAAAGAGUGGCAUUAUGUCUAUGCCUUGGGAAGCCAGCUGAUAUUUAUCUGAUAGAUGAACCAAGUGCUUAUCUUGACUCUGAGCAGCGUAUUGUUGCAUCUAAAGUCAUAAAGAGGUUUAUCCUCCAUGCAAAGAAAACUGCUUUCGUGGUUGAGCAUGAUUUUAUAAUGGCGACUUACCUUGCAGAUCGAGUUAUUGUGUAUGAAGGGAAGCCCUCAGUGGAUUGUAUUGCAAAUUCUCCUCAGUCCUUGUUGACUGGCAUGAAUCUCUUCUUAUCUCAUCUGGACAUUACGUUUAGGCGGGACCCAACCAAUUACCGACCAAGAAUCAACAAAUUGGACUCAACUAAGGACAGAGAGCAAAAGUCUGCUGGGUCAUAUUAUUAUUUAGAUGAUUGACAUGUUUCGUACAGUUGCUAAUUGUGAUAAGAUGAAAGCACAUCAAUGUUGGGUAAUCAUGGGAUCUCAAAUGAGUUGUUCUGAUAUGUUGACGAGUGGAAAAUAGGUCCUUCGCCUGGUGAGGAGCUCAUAUCCAUCUUGCUGCUAAAGGAGCUCACAUAACACUUGUUUAGAAAAAUUUUAUCCUAUAGUGUGCUUUUUUGUUUCACCAAUUUUGAUUGAUAUUUGGUGAGUUAGAAUGCUUGGUACUUUUCUGUCUUGCCAUACCUCCGUGGUAUUUUUCACUAGAUGUUCGAAUAUUUAAGAGGAAGGAUGUUGAAUUGAGAUAUUGAGCUUCAUCUUUGUUUAUUGAAUUAUAAUUUAAGGUUCUGUCAUUUUACAGUUACUCCA
Messenger RNA from Theobroma cacao (cacao), 2397 nucleotides. It is a transcript of the gene ABCE2, whose product is annotated as RNAse l inhibitor protein 2. Gene Ontology annotation, molecular function: ATP hydrolysis activity; ATP binding. Lineage: Eukaryota; Viridiplantae; Streptophyta; Magnoliopsida; Malvales; Malvaceae. The record is from RefSeq and is a predicted model, not a curated record.